AUAAUUCUUCCUCCAUCUCUUACUCUCUUCGCCACUAUUUUUAAUUCAUUCAUAUAUUAUUAAACUGCAUAUUGGUAAAUAUGGUUUAUAUAAUUGGAUGUUUGUUUGUUUCGAUAUACUGAUAUUCUCUAAAUAAUUAUUGCACACAGUUCUCACUCUUCUGACUUUUCUUCAAUUUACUCCUCUUCUUCCUCUACAAGAAUCAAUCAAUUCUGUUUGCUUUAAAUUCAGAUUUGUGCGUUUCUUUUAAUUUUUCGGAAUGGAGAUAUCAAAUUCUGAAGCUACGAAUAUUGAUUCCGCGUCGCCAAGCAAUGGAGGGGGCCAAAUCCUACAGUUCCCCUCAAUCCGGUUCCUGCGCUCCCCGGUUUCAUCCCUAAUUGAAUACUCCGGUUUGCUCCGGGUCCGACCCGACUACCGCUACUCUCAAGCCCUACCUCUAAUACCGGAGAGAAACGCUCAAAUUCCGGAGUCCGUUGACGGCGGCGAUGAAGCUAGUGGCAGUGGCAGUGGGAAUUCUGGCAAUAACAGUAACAGUGGGGAAGUUUCGAUUCGGAUUAUCGGGGAGCAGGAUAGAGCUGCGAGUAAUGGGGAGAAUGUGGCGGGAUUGGGUGCGGAGGAGUCCACGGUUGGGGGUGAUGAUGUUAAUCGGAGCGCGGCGGGUGAUGAUAAUAGUAAUAGGGAAGGAUCGUCGUACCAGAGGUACGAUAUACAGCAGGCGGCCAGGUGGAUUGAGCAGAUUCUUCCGUUUUCCUUGCUAUUGUUGGUUGUUUUCAUCCGCCAGCACUUGCAAGGAUUUGCUGUUACCAUUUAUUCCACUGCCAUCUUAUUGAAGUCCAAUGACAUUCUUCGGAAGCAAACUGCUCUAAAGGGAGAAAGAAGGAUGAGCGUCCUAGUUGGUUAUUUGUUCUUCUUCAUGCUUCAUAUCUUUGGAAUAUACUGGUGGCAUCGUAAGGACGACCUCUUUUAUCCACUACUCAUGAUUCCUCCAAAGGCAAUCCCACCUUUCUGGCACGCUAUAUUUGUCAUCCUGGUUAAUGAUAUAAUGGCACGUCAGGCAGCAAUGGCUGUGAAGCUGGUUCUGCUAAUGUAUUAUAAGAAUGGUAGAGGACACAAUUUUCGUAGACAGGGGCAAAUGUUGACUCUGAUCGAAUAUGCACUGCUUCUGUAUCGUGCUUUGUUACCAACCCCUGUAUGGUAUAGAUUCUUCUUGAACAAAACAUACGGGAGUCUCUUUUCAUCAUUAACAACCGGACUUUAUUUAACUUUCAAGCUAACAUCAAUUGUUGAGAAAGUUCAAUCUUUCUUUGCAUCCUUAAAGGCAUUAUCCCGAAAGGAAAUCCAUUAUGGAUCUGUUGCAACGUCAGAACAGGUGAAUGCAGCUGGAGACUUAUGUGCCAUAUGCCAGGAGAAGAUGCAUGCACCCAUUUUGUUACGCUGCAAGCAUAUUUUCUGUGAAGAUUGUGUUUCAGAAUGGUUCGAACGAGAGAGAACUUGCCCUCUGUGCAGAGCACUAGUUCGACCUGCUGAUCUUCAAUCGUAUGGGGAUGGAUCGACUAAUCUAUUCUUCCAGCUGUUUUAAUGGCGUGCCUAUUCCCUAACCUGCUCAGCCUCCAUUCCACAGCAAAAAAAAACUGCACAGGCAUUGGAUGGAGACGACCAAAUUUGGGCACGCAACAUAUGUUUAUAUACAUAUUUAAGAUAUAUUAUAAAUAGGUUUGACAAAACGUGUGAAAAGAGCAGUAUGGUGAGGGGUAUUAACCUUCCAUAUAUCCACAUGAUGUUUAUUUUUUCUUUUUUAAUAUUUUUCUUUUCCUUUUUAAACUUUUGAAAUUAAUUAAUGAUGGAAAUAUAUUUGGUAUGAAUUGACAUAA
Salvia hispanica is the source of this 1871-nucleotide messenger RNA. RefSeq lists its product as uncharacterized. The record is from RefSeq and is a predicted model, not a curated record. Gene Ontology annotation, biological process: positive regulation of ERAD pathway. Gene Ontology annotation, molecular function: ubiquitin protein ligase activity. Lineage: Eukaryota; Viridiplantae; Streptophyta; Magnoliopsida; Lamiales; Lamiaceae.